AUGUUACAUUUUAAUCGUCUUUAUAUUGUCUUUGUCUUUUUAUUAAUAUCAUGUUGGUUACAAACGAGUAAAUGUAGUCCGUUACUUGAUAUAAACCGUAGUCAUUAUUCAUGGUAUGAUAUGAUCGAUGAAUUAAUGAAAAAUAAUGGUGUAACUAGUGAAAAAUUAUCCGCAUUACCAUCAUCAUUAUAUCAAGAUGAAUUACCAUUUAAUGGAGAGAAAGACAUAUAUAAUAAUCAUAAUUUGGAUCAAUAUAUUCAAACACACUAUCCAUCAUUGUACAAUAAAAAACUACAACGACGAUUAAUUGAUUUUUAA
Didymodactylos carnosus is the source of this 318-nucleotide messenger RNA. The record is from the annotation of a GenBank genome assembly. Lineage: Eukaryota; Metazoa; Rotifera; Eurotatoria; Philodinida; Philodinidae.